GAAAACACUGAAGGAGCCAUUCUGCCCUCACCACAUCAUACUUGUUGGAAGCAAUGAUGUUUUUCACUCUGACAUUCUCAGCUCCUACAAUGACACAGCAGAGAUGAAGCCUGGGAAAUCAUCACAUCUAAAGUGAAGCAAGAGUGCCCUCCAAGAACUUCAAGGGUUGAAUCUUCUUGAUAUAACUGGGACAUCAGACAGUUAUGGGGCAAGUCCAUGACUGAAUAUUGUAGUCUAGGAACAGAAGCAGUCUCGUCUAGAGAGAGGAUCAGGAUUUACCUGGAGUAAAAGAUCACUGACUUCUACAAUGGAAAAAUCAUGGAUGCUUUGGACCUUUGUUAAAAGAUGGCUACUAGCUUUGGCUUCCUGGUCUUGGAGUCUCUGCCGUAUUUGUCUUUUACCCUUGAUAGUGACUUUUCACUUGUACGGAGGCAUUAUACUCCUUAUAUUAAUAUUUGUGUCAAUAGCAGGUAUAUUAUAUAAGUUCCAGGAUGUUCUGCUUUACUUUCCUGAGCAGCCCUCUUCAUCACGCCUUUAUGUUCCUAUGCCUACUGGUAUACCACAUGAAAACAUCUUCAUCAAAACCAAAGAUGGAGUUCUUCUCAAUCUUAUUCUGCUGAGAUACACAGGGGACAAUGCAGCGUAUUCUCCAACCAUCAUUUACUUUCAUGGGAACGCAGGCAACAUUGGCCACAGGUUGCCAAAUGCUUUGUUAAUGCUGGUAAACCUGAAAGUAAACUUAAUUUUGGUCGAUUAUAGAGGGUAUGGCAAAAGCGAAGGAGAAGCAAGCGAAGAAGGCCUGUACUUAGAUUCUGAGGCUGUCUUAGACUAUGUGAUGACUCGUUCUGAUCUUGAUAAAACAAAAAUUUUUCUUUUUGGCCGUUCCUUGGGGGGAGCAGUAGCUAUUCACUUAGCUUCUGAAAAUUCCCAUAGGAUUUCUGCCAUCGUGGUGGAGAACACCUUUCUUAGCAUCCCAUACAUGGCCAGCACUUUGUUCUCUUUCUUUCCGAUGAGGUAUCUUCCGCUGUGGUGCUACAAAAAUAAAUUUCUAUCCUACAGAAAAAUCUCUCAGUGCAGAAUGCCUUCUCUCUUCAUCUCUGGGUUGUCUGACCAGUUAAUUCCACCAGUUAUGAUGAAGCAACUUUACGAAUUAUCCCCAGCUCGGACUAAGAGAUUGGCAAUAUUUCCUGAUGGAACUCACAAUGACACUUGGCAGUGCCAGGGUUAUUUCACUGCACUUGAACAGUUCAUCAAAGAAGUAAUAAAGAGUCACUCCCCUGAAGAAAUGGCGAAAACAUCAUCUAACGUAACAAUAAUAUAAUUGAUAUUCUUCUUUGAGGUGGAGUGGGGCAAGUACCUGCACUGUACCUUGAUUUGUGAUAAGUGGUAAAAGAAUGUUUGUUUUCAAAUGUAUGUCAUGUCUGUACUUGCCUAAAGAGUGAAAUUAAACUUGGAAAGGUCUGAUAUUUUAUUAAGGUGUUCCAGAUAACUUUUACAUUUGCAGCAUUGUAAAUGAACCAUUUUAUGUCUUUCUCAUACUUUUUUGGUAUCUCUGUCCAUAUAUUCCACUUGUUUGAUAUGUACAACAGAUGCUAUUAAAGAAACUUGCUACAAAAGUAGUACAGAAUGUAUUUAGAACAA
This is a messenger RNA of Passer domesticus (house sparrow), 1641 nucleotides long. It is a transcript of the gene ABHD13, whose product is annotated as abhydrolase domain containing 13. Gene Ontology annotation, cellular component: membrane. Gene Ontology annotation, molecular function: palmitoyl-(protein) hydrolase activity. The record is from RefSeq and is a predicted model, not a curated record. Lineage: Eukaryota; Metazoa; Chordata; Aves; Passeriformes; Passeridae. Bases 308 to 1321 code for a protein of 337 amino acids. The transcript is spliced from 4 exons.